AUGGGAGUUGUAGAACCCGAACUGAGUAUUUGGAAGUAUAUUGUUAGUGUAAUAUGCGGUAUUAAGCGUUUUAAAAUAAGUCUUUCCAAAGUUUUUGAGAGAAAUGGCAAGAGACUUAUUGGUCUGAAUGAGGUUGGAAUAUCAAGUGGUUCGUCAGGCUUAGGAAAAAGAACUAGUCUGAGAAUAGCGUUAAAUAUAUAUGUUAUUAGCACUAUGGCUUUUUUUGGAAGGCGUCUGGCUACAUYGUCCGAUUCACUAUGUUAUUACAAUAGCACUUUGGCUCAACUCACAGAAAAGCGUAUGGCUGUUGAAAAAGAGUUCAAGAAACAGUCUAACCAAUGUAAGCAGCCAAAUGCCGACGAGAAGGUUGUGGCUACGGCAAACGACGAAAGCAGUAAUCGCCACUGGAAACCGCAUCCCUUGUCAAUCAGAGACACAAUCGUUGUGGCCAGCCGGACCGACGACGACUUCCUAACAACAAUCGAACAAUUCGAAAAGGCGAUAGAGGAACAUCAAAAAUAA
Diuraphis noxia (Russian wheat aphid) is the source of this 522-nucleotide messenger RNA. RefSeq lists its product as uncharacterized. NCBI's taxonomy places the organism in Eukaryota, Metazoa, Arthropoda, Insecta, Hemiptera, Aphididae. The record is from RefSeq and is a predicted model, not a curated record.